AUGCCGUCGCCAGGUACCGGUGAAGGCAUGCACGCGCGACAGCUGCGAAUCGCUCGCGUAUGCACCCAGUACUACGAGGACUACCAGCAGGGAGGGGACUACUUUGCGCCGGAAGGAGAGGACGCGGGCGAGCCGGUCGUUGGCGGCACUGUGAACACAUACGGCUCUGCGGACGUCGCGGGGGCGACUGGGGACGAGAUCCCGCCCGCGAACACGCAAGAGUACUACCCUCCGCAGCAGCAGCAAGGCUACGUGCCACCGCAGCGGACGCAGCAAUACAACCCGCCUCCGCCUCGUCAGGCGCCGCCGCCUCCCCCUCCUCAGCCGCGCUACCAGCAGGAACAGCAGUACGUGCCUCAGUACCAACGGAACCAAGGCUAUGUGCCACAGUAUGGCGGCGCGCCACCGCCGCCUCCGCCUCCGCAGCAGGCGCAAGGAGGCGGAUAUCGACAGACUCCGCCUCCUCAGCAGAGAGCGCCGCCUCCUCAGGCUGCGCAGGGCUACGCGCAGCCGCCGCCCCAGGCCGUGCCCCCCCAGGGGGGGUACCAGCAGCCCGGCGCCGCGCGGGCCCCCCCGCCUGCUGCAGCCCCCGCUGCGGGGCGCGCCCCGCAGCAGCCCCCCUCGCCGCCGACUGCUGGGUACCAGCCACCGCGCACUGCCGGUCAGCAGAAACCCGCGCCUGGAGCCCCGGGCACCCGACAACAGCAACAGGCGCCGCCCCGCACCGUCCCGCAGCAACAGCAGCAGCAGCAACAGAGGGCGGGUCAAGUGCCCCAACAGCAGGCCCGCGCGGUCCCGCAGCAACAGCAGCAGCAACAGAGGGCGGGCCAAGUGCCCCAACAGCAGGCCCGCGCGGUCCCGCAGCAACAGCAGCAGCAACAGAGGGCGGGCCAAGUGCCCCAACAGCAGGCCCGCGCGGUCCCGCAGCAACAGCAGCAGCAACAGAGGGCGGGCCAAGUGCCCCAACAGCAGGCCCGCGCGGUCCCUCAGCAACAGCAGCAGACCCGCGCAGUCCCUCAGGGCGGCGCGAACGGCAGAGCCGCGGCGGUGCCCCAGGGUCAACAGCAGACCCAGCAGCAGCAGGGAAGAGCCCAGCAGCAACAGGGACAGCCGCAGCAACAGGGACAGCCCCAGCAACAAGGAAGAGCACCGCAGCAGCAGCAGGCGCGAGCGUCGACGCCCACGGCGCCGAGGGCGCAGUUGGGACCCGUUGGUCCGGAAGACGAUAGCGAAGAUGACGAGCUCGUGUUGGAGGAGAAGAUUCGCCGCGACGAUGAGGGCCAGCUCUUCGAUGAUGAGGACGAGAGCGAAGGGCAUGCCUCGCUCAUGGAGGAGUGGGAGAAGCACAUGCAGAAUUUCAUCCCUGAUAUGUUGGUGACGUUUCCUCUGGCUGCGCGGAGUGACGAGUACUUUUACGAGAACAUAGAGGAGAGCGACGGCGUCGUGCACAUCCGCGGAGGGUUCUUUGUUGGUGGCGAAGAAGGUUCCUCCUCUGUGGACUUCUCCGUCACCGAUCCAGACGGCGACGUCAUCUACAAGAAGAGCAAGAGUGAGGGCUUGUUUUACUUCAACGCGAAAAAGAAGGGCACGUACUCCUUCAUCGUCUCGAAUCACCAAUGGCUUGAAACAAAAAUGGUGACCUUCGCCAUCGGGCGCGGCAACGAGACGGCCCUGAUGCCGAAGCACGUGCAGACUGCCGGCGAGAUGGUCGACACGCUGCAAAAUCAACUUCGAGACAUUCAGGCGGAAACGACGUAUCUGUGGAUUCGCCAGCGCUCGCACGCGGAAGCUGCGGCAGCUCUGCACUCGAAGCUCUUCUGGCUGGCCGUCGUUGAGUUCGCAUGCCUCAUCACCACCUCCGCUUUCCACGUCUUUUACAUUCAGUCUCUCGUCUCCGACAAGCGCAUUCUGUAG
This is a messenger RNA of Besnoitia besnoiti, 1914 nucleotides long. Its product is annotated as emp24/gp25L/p24 family protein. Gene Ontology annotation, cellular component: endoplasmic reticulum-Golgi intermediate compartment; endoplasmic reticulum; COPII-coated ER to Golgi transport vesicle. The transcript is spliced from 7 exons. The record is from RefSeq and is a predicted model, not a curated record. NCBI's taxonomy places the organism in Eukaryota, Apicomplexa, Conoidasida, Eucoccidiorida, Sarcocystidae. Bases 1 to 1914 code for a protein of 637 amino acids. Gene Ontology annotation, biological process: endoplasmic reticulum to Golgi vesicle-mediated transport; intracellular protein transport; Golgi organization.